GCGGACUUCGUCGAGAGUACACGCGUUGCUUUUCCCCGGGUUGGUGUGACGCCGUGGUGCACAAAGUCGUUUCGCAUCGUUUUUUUUUCUUCACUGCACUACAGGGCUGUGUGGAAAGCUGCCAGCGAGUGUGUACGUGGAAGGUUGAGAAAAGUGUGAAAGUAAGAAUCAAAGUGGCCGUGUGAUUUGUAAACGGGAAGAAAAAGUAAAUAAAACAAAGUAACCUAGCGCGUAGUGGAGCUAAAGAAAAAAUAAACGCAACAUACUAUUCUGUCAUUGCAUGCUAUGAUGCACUAUUGAGAGAGAGAAGAAAUAUAGUGCACCAGUGGAGUGAGCGGGUGGGAACGGUAGAAAAGUGCUCAUCGAGUACAACGUAAAAACAAGCAUACUUUGUCCCCAAGUCCAAGGAUCCUGUUGCUGCUUUACUCCUCAUCGUAGUGUCUGCGGAAUUUUGGCGUAGAAGUCGAAAAACAACAGCUCCGUUGCCGGAAGUUCGUUUCCAGUUUCGCGUCCGUUAGGAGGUAACACACAUAUACGGCCACACACGCUGACCGAGUGACCGAGUAAACAUCGUCGUAGUGUCGUCGGUAGCGGUAGGAAGUAGGAAGAGCUUCUUCGGAACCAGUAGAUCGGAAUCCAGCAAAAAAGCGUGUCCGACAACAGGAGUAAAUCCACGCCAUGCCAGGAGAGUCGGCCAAGGCGGCGGAAGCGGCCGCCGCAACCACACCCACCACACCGAAGAAGAAGCCCUCCAACACGAAGGCGGCCCUCGCCAAGGUGACACUGCUCGAUGGGUCGAUCCUGGAGGUGACCAUCGAUCGAAAAUGUCGUGGCCGGGACCUGCUAAACUCGGUCUGCGCCGGGUUGAACAUCCUCGAGAAGGACUACUUUGGGCUGACGUAUCACACAGCGAACGAUCCGCGCACCUGGCUCGACCUGGAGCGGCCCGUUACGAAGUUCUUCCGCUCCGACCCGUGGGAUCUGUCGUUCGAGGUGAAGUUCUAUCCACCCGAGCCGGCCCAGCUGCAGGAGGACAUCACGCGGUACCACCUGUGUCUGCAGGUGCGCAACGAUAUUCUCGAGGGUCGGCUGCCCUGCUCGUUCGUGACACAUGCCCUGCUCGGCUCGUACCUGGUGCAGUCGGAGCUGGGUGAUUACGAUCCGGCGGAGAUGAAGGACCGAGCCUACCUGAAGGACUUUAAGAUUGCACCGAAUCAGACGCCCGAACUGUUGGAUAAGGUUAUCGAUCUUCACAAGACCCACAAGAGUCAAACACCGGCAGAGGCGGAACUACACUAUCUGGAAAAUGCGAAAAAGCUUGCCAUGUACGGCGUAGAUCUGCAUCCGGCGAAAGAUUCCGAAGGGGUGGACAUCAUGCUCGGUGUGUGCGCGUCCGGUUUGCUCGUGUACAGAGACAAACUUCGCAUCAAUCGGUUCGCAUGGCCAAAAAUCUUGAAGAUAUCGUACAAGCGCAACAAUUUCUACAUCAAAAUCCGACCGGGUGAGUUCGAGCAGUACGAGUCGACGAUCGGGUUCAAGCUGGAGAAUCACCGGGCGGCCAAGAAGCUCUGGAAGGCGUGCGUCGAACAUCACACCUUCUUCCGCCUGAUGACACCGGAACCGCAGCAAAAGUCGGGUCUGUUCCCGCGCCUCGGCUCGAAGUAUCGCUACUCCGGUCGCACACACUACGAGACGCGCAAAACGCCCGUCGAGCGUCCCGCGCCCGACUUCAAGCGCAGUCUGACCGGCAAGCGGCUCUCGAGUCGUAGUAUGGAUGCUCUGGCACAACAAGAAAAGGAACGUGCCGCAGCCAAGGAUCCAAACAAGGAUGCCAACAAACGUCACACGAUGUCCCAUCCACCGGACCACAUUCCGGACCUGGACUCUCCGACGCGCGGCUCCCGCAGCCCAAUCAAGAAGGACAAGAAGGAACGCAAACCGGCCGGAGGGGUUGCAGUGCUGCCAGUGGUCGGCAAGAAAGACAAACCGGAACAGACUCCUCAGAAAGAUGAAGCGCUUAAUGGUAACAAUGGACAAGCGGCGGAUCCGUUGAAUUCAUCCGCGGAAGAAACUACUUCGCCAUCCGGUAAACGUAGGGGAUUCCUGUUUUCGUCCGGUCGCAAGUCGCCAAAGGAUAAGAAAACUCCAGGCAGUGGACAGCAAGACCCAGCCGCCGCUAAGGUGAUGGCCGCCGCAAACGGUGAUGGUAGUAGCAAUGGCAAGAAGGAACAGGUCCCAGUUCAGCAGCAGCAGCAAACGACACCGGAAAAACCGGGCUUCACCAAGCCGUACGAAUACUCGGAGAGCGAGCAGGAUCCGGCCGCACACAAGAAGAACGUUAAAACCCGGGGCUUCCGAUACGACGAGGCGGCACCAUUGCGUGGUGCCGCGAACGACGAGCACGAGCCGCAGCUGAGUCCGAACUCGCAGAGUCGCCGUGCGACCGGAUUGGCUUUCAAUUACGCACCGGGCGAAGAUCAGAAGGUGCGCGAAUCGGUUGAGAAGCGCAAGACGCCUGGCUCACCGUUAGUUGGGGCUGGUGGCGCCACCAAGCCGACGUCCGAUCAGCUGUCCCCGAAAUCGGCCGCCCGUGGUCUGCCUGGGGAGACGGACGCCGAAAAGGGUGUGCGUACGAGCGCAAGAUCGUAUUCGCCGAACAAGGGCCGUACGCCGGUGGAUCCUUUGGCAUCCGGGGCCGGAACGUUCCGUCCACUGGAUGACACCAGUACCGCGUUCAUUCAAGGGGAACAGAGCGGGGCCGCUGCCGCUGCCGCUGCAGCAGCUGCUGCCGCCGCCGCAGAGCCGGCGAAGAAGAAGGUAAAGAUCAUGGUGAUCAUUUCGAAGUUCGAUCCCAAAACGAAGAAGGUCGACACGGCGCAGGGUGUGGUGGAGCAUUCGACCGGUGUGCUGGACACCAAGACCGGUCAGAUCGAGAGCAAGUAUGGGCUGAUCGAUCCGAAGGCGGGCACCGUGGUGAACUUUAAUGCUCGCACGGGCCAGAACGAAACGUUCCAGGGUCAGACGGAUGCAAAGACGGGCCAGCUGCACGUCGUUGGCGGUGUGGUAGAUCCUGCCACUGGUAAGGCCGACGAAAGUCUCGGCCAGGCCAUCACCGUUGUACCCGACGAUGAUACGGUGGUCGAGAUCACCACUAUUACCUCGAAGGUGGACCCAACGACGGGCAAACUGGACACCACCAAUGGUGAAAUCGAGAAGAGCCGAGCUAUUCUGAAUCACCGCACCGGAGUCCUGAGCACCAAGUACGGUGAUAUUAACCCACGCACCGGAGAGCUACGCUCGAUCGAUCCGAAGACAGGUCGUCCGUCGCCGGCGGCAUCAGCCGUACGCCCGGUUACGGUGGACCGUGCUAACGGACAGAUCACGAUCGUCGGUGUGAUGGAUCCGAAGACGAAUAAGGUUGAUAAUGGACAGGCGCACUUGCUGGCCAUUGGAAACCAGGUCGAUCCGGUGGUGGAGGUCACCUCCGUACUGGGCAAGCUGGACAAGAAGGGCAUCGUUGACCCGAAGACGGUCGUCAUCGAUAAGAGCACCGGCCAGCUGGACACGAAGGACGGCAAGAUCAACACCAAGUUCGGACAGCUCGACCUGGUCAAGCAAACGAUCACGUUCGUUGACCCGAAGACGGGCAAGACGGAGACCAAGGAGAUCAAGGUCGACCCGGUCACCGGACAGGUGAUGCUGAAGGGCGGUCAGGUCAAUCCGAAGACGGGCAAGGUGGACAAGGACUACGGUCGUAUCGUAUCGAUCCGCAUCGUGCACAGCCGGAUCGAUCCGGUAACGGGCAAACACGUCCCGGCGACUACGGUCGACGACAAGGACAUCCGUGUGGAUGCGAAGACGAACCAGGUGUGGAUACCGGACGGUGGCAAGGAUCCGCGAACGGGUGAAACGAUCUACACCUCGAGUCAAGUCGAUCCGCGCACCGGUUUUGUCAUUACACUGUACGGUUAUCUCAACCCGAAGACGAACGAAAUCGAACGACAGUCGAAACUGGAUCCGAACUUAACGAAGGUCGAUCCGUCAUCGGGGCAGGUUUACGCCGCGACCGGCCAACUGGACGAACGCACCGGUGAGCCACUGUUCGCGGCCACGCAGAUCAACGACGAAACUGGCGAGAUGUACACGAAGGUUGGCCGAGUCGAUCCGAAGACGGGUCGUCUAGUGAUAAUCCGUAUUUUCAUCAUCACAAAGAAGGACGAACGGGGCCGUCCGGAGGAGGUGGACGUUACGACGGUCGACAUGGAUCCGGAGACCGGUCACAUCCGGAACGUUGCCCCAAAGACACUCUACCUGUACAAGAUGCGCGAUCCGAUCACGGGCGAAACGUACAACGUCGAUCCGAACGAUCCACGUGUCGCCGGUGCACGUACCACCGUCACACAGACGAUGACCCUGAGUGGUGAGAUCGAUCCCGUCACCGGUCGCAUCAAGUCCGAGUGGGGUCACAUCGAUCCGAACACGGGCGACAUCGAUCCGGCAACGGCUAUCAAAGACCCGGUCACCGGCAAGCUGAUCCUCAACUACGCCGACAUCGAGCCGAGCCACUUCGGCAAGAACGUAACCGUCACCAAGGAGACGGUACCGAUCACACGCGAACAGUUCUACGAGGGCAUCAAGCACAUGGGCAAGACGGCGACCCGACGUGACUCGGAGAGCUCCGAUGACGACAUGACUGCCCAGUACGGUAGCGAAACCAUCAAGGAGAUCCACUCGGGCGCGGCCGCCGGCCAGGCGGGCAAAUUCAGUUCCACCACGGCGGCCACGACGACGCCAACCGUCGUUAAGACCACCACCAAGCAGGUGAUCACGAAGAACGAGGACGGCGUCACGCACAACGUCGAGGAGGAGGUGCAGAAUUUGGGCACCGGCCAGAUUGUAUACUCCACGCAGGAGCACAAGGCCGAUGCACCGACCGGCGGUGCCGAUGCAGGUAAAUUCGUGACGGCCACCGCCGUCACCACGCGUACCGCCACCACCCACGAAGAUCUGGGCACGAACGCGAAAACGCAGCAGCUCGAGGAGAAGACGGUGGCCACGACCACCACCCAGCACGGUGAACGGCAGGAGCAGCGAGUCAUUACGCAGGAAGUAAAAACAACCGCCACCGUUACGAGUGGCGAUCAGUACACACGCCGUGACAGUGUCUCGUCGACGAGUUCCGGUGAUUCCGGAACACCGAUCGAUGGCCCGUACGGAGAUGAAUCGCUAUCGGAGGUGAUCUACAACAAAUCCUACACGGGAGCUGACAAUGUCGCCGGUGCCUCCCAGAUACCGGAAGGUCCGAACGUGGAGCACCGUCGGGUGCUGCUGGAGGAGGGCGAAACCACAGCGCAUGGUGAAAUCGUCUCGUCUCAAACGGUGUCCAGCAAAACGCGAACCGUUGAAACCAUUACCUACAAAACGGAACGGGACGGUGUGGUGGAGACCCGCGUCGAACAGAAGAUCACCAUCCAGUCCGACGGCGAUCCAAUCGAUCACGAUAAGGCCCUCGCUGAGGCAAUCCAGGAAGCGACCGCCAUGAACCCGGACAUGACGGUGGAAAAGAUCGAGAUCCAACAGCAAACGCAGUAACCGGUUUAGGUAUGAGAAAAACGCCACACGGACGAGGGCCAUAUUCGAGAACACGCCACACAGUGUUACGGCAGAAUAUCGUCGUACAUUCGGGGUGGGUUAGAUACACCGGGGGAGCAGAUGACAAUUUCGAUGAUAAGAAAACGAAAACGAGUGUGUGUUUGUGUGAUGCCAUCAUCAUGUGCCUCCUCGCGCGAGGCAUAUCGAGUUGUGGAUUGGCGAGAGCAGUUUUCUGACACUCCUUUUGCUUGCGAUCUUAUGCGUGUAGUGUGUAUCUUCGCUUACACCGCGUUGUUUCCGUGCUUUGCAGCAGAAGAAAAAACAAUCGACGAUGAAAAGGACCGAGGGAGUCUAUAACAUUACAAUUUAAUGCAAGUAAGAAUAAAAAGUGCAAAUCGUUAGAAACAUUAGGGUCGUUGACAGCGGGAAGCGAAAGAGAUAGAUAGUCGGGCGAGCGAGAAAAAGAAAAAAGGAAAGAUUUUUAUUCAUAUAUUUAUUUAUUGCUUAAAGCGGGCGGUGAACAUUCGGAAGUGCACGCGUGAAGUGCAUCUAAGAAAUGCUAAAUGUGAAACGGAAACAAAUGAAAGAAAACAUAUAUACACCACAUACAUAUACACAAAAUACUACAAGCAAACAAUCAAAUUCGCUUUACGAAAAUCACCAAUGCUUGACGAGAGAAAUGCAGUGAACAGUGGACAAGCAACAAACAGCUAAAACUAUAUCUAAAGCACCAUAAACGGAAGGUUAAAAAGAAGAAUCUUUGAUGUUAAGGAGUACAUUAGGGGGUUUUUCAGGGCAUACAAACAAGUAAGAGUUAAAAUUACAACAGUUUGCAUUUGCUAAGAAACGAGCCGAAAUGAUUAUUUACAGUUGUUGUCGUUGUGUCUUGUGGAAGUAACAAUUUAAAACAACACACGCUUGUAAGAGCAAAAAGAGAACACACAAGGGGAAGUGAAACAAGAAAGGAGUAAUGAAAAGAAAGCUUACUUUAGAAUGAGUAAUCAGUUUGUUAUGCUGAAAAACAAGAGCCCAACCAAGCAUAGAUAUUUAUACACGAUUGGAUCGAAUUAAAGUAAUCUACUGCAAAAUGUGCUUUACUUGUAUUUGUUUUUAGUUUAACUACUUCUGUUCAAGUAUUCUUUGCGAAUAAAAAUAAAUGAGAAGCAACUUUUGAUGAAAAUUUAUUGGAUUAACACAUUUAAAGUAGGCUGCGAAUUGUUCGUCACGUGAGAAGGAAUGGAUGCAAACCAAAUACACCCAACAGUGUUCAAUUCGACCGAGAUCCGGUCGGUGUGCAAAAAGAAAAAAAAAGUCCAGAGUCAUAAUUGGUUGAAGCCGUACCGAAGUGUGGAGCCAUUAAUAGUUCAGAGAGGUGGAAGUGAAAUUUACAAAAUUUAUUCAUCGUUGCUUAUUUAAAACGACCGUUAGGGUAACGAGGGGGUGACAUUUUACAACUCUUACAUGUGUGACAGAAGAUAAACAAUCGUUGCCUUAUUUCAACUGAUUGAUCAUCUUUACAAACCUCAUAUCCUGGAAGGUAAUAGCUUACCGUUUGCUGCACUUUUCUUUCUAUCUCGCGAUUAAACUAGUUUGCAAACUAUGCUUACAUUUCAUGAACUUUUGUUGUCGUACGUUUUCGUCGUUUUCGCUUCUGUUUGACAUUAACAUUCCAUAACAUCUUGCGUAGUAAAAUGAAGUAAAGAUUGUUAGGGCCGUUUCAAUUGAUCUGCAUUCUAUCUGCCACAUUCAAACUCAGUUUUCUACUCCUAGUAAUGUUAAGUUUUUACCUUGCUUGAGUAAACGUAGAUCCGCCGCCGAUAGUGAAUGAUGGUGUAUUUUUGUUUAGCAUUGGGCAUGCAUUUUCACAAGUGCAUUAGGUUUAGAAAGAAGUCCGCAAAUAGGGCAGGCAAUCAUACCCCUAGAGAGAGGGUGUGCAAUAGUAAGAAGAUAAAACCCCCGCUACAUUCUUUAUCAAUCGUCGUAAGCAUUUGGCGUUGUUCCGCGAAGCGGACUUCGAUGUUCCAAGACGGACGGAAACGAACGGUUUCAGAUGAAGGAAGCGAAUACACAUCACUAUAGAAGCGUUCGUGGAGCAGUAUCGAGUGGCUUGUGUUGUAAUGUAAUUUCUGUUUGUUUUAGUUUGUUAUUUUUAAUUUAAUUAAGUUGCGUACAUUGUCAAAUGGCUUCUGCUUAUUUUUUUUAUAAUUUACGGAAAUAUAUUAAAGAUUUGUUAAGUAUAAUUUUUUGUGUAAGCGCUCUAUGCAAACUACUUUUCGUUCUAAAGCAAAUGUGUUUCCUGCGAGGGUCAAAAUUAAGGGGCACAUUUCUACUGUCGUUUAUCCCCAACUAACUAUGCCAAUUUUGACUAAGACAAACCGACUCUUUCCUAUACAUUUUGCUAGCGGUCCAGCAGUAAAAGUAAAAAAAAAGAAAAAAGUAAAGUUCAACACAAAUGGGUAAUCAUAUGUAGCAUCCAAGCGUCUUUUUACGCAAUUUAUCAGAACGGUGGAGGACAAAUGAGCGAGGCUGUGUCUAAUUGCUAGCUAGGCAUCCACGAUUUACCAACCGUCUUUUGGUUCACAAAAGAGUAGGAAAAGGAAAGAUCCUAUACUAACACGUUAACCGAUAUCGGCAUAUAUUCUCAUGUAGUCACAUUUCAACUUCAACCCUUCGAUAAAGAUCUUGCAUUUUACAUCAAAAAUCAAAUCUAACGCGUGAUGUUUUUGGGUAGAGCGGAAGUUGGUUGAAGGAAGAUCCUGCUUGAGACAAUGAUGCACCAAACAGGAUGGCAGGUAAACUAAUCACACGAUUGCAAUCGUCUAACGGCUUGAGCUCUCCGUGUUUGUGUGUUCCAAAUGAAAGGUGCUUUGCCUGGCUUGGGCUGGAAGUUGGAAAUGCUCGUGAUGUGUGGAACGCUUAAAUUUGGGACAGUCCGAAUAGAAGUAUAUCGGAGGCAAGUAACAAUCGCAAUCAAAUGUUAAGAAUUCUAAGAUAAAAUAAAAGGUGAGACACGCGAGAAAAACAUCUGAUUCUGAAAUAAUAAUAAAAACGCCACGUGAUUAACAGCAAGCUUAAG
Messenger RNA from Anopheles coustani, 8668 nucleotides. It is a transcript of the gene cora, whose product is annotated as protein 4.1 homolog. NCBI's taxonomy places the organism in Eukaryota, Metazoa, Arthropoda, Insecta, Diptera, Culicidae. The transcript is spliced from 15 exons. Gene Ontology annotation, cellular component: cytoskeleton; plasma membrane. Gene Ontology annotation, molecular function: structural molecule activity; actin binding. The coding region runs from base 679 to 5592 and encodes 1637 amino acids. The record is from RefSeq and is a predicted model, not a curated record.